CCCCCAGAUUAUUACCCCUUCCCCCCUCUUCCCGUCUGCAUGGCAGCAUCGCCUGCACCGCCCUCCCUCGCCGCCGCCGCUGCCGCCGGCGAUUCAAUCCCUCCCCUCGCCUCGCCUGCUCCGGCUCCCUCCGGUCCCGGCCCCCGCUCCCUUCGGUGAUCGCGGGGAAGCCUACUGAUCAGCUCAGUGAAGCUCGCGCACGCCGCCGGCUGACCGGCCGAGCCGAAAGCGACGCGCGACCUCCCCGCCGGCCGCCGAUAGCUCCGCGGGUUCGCCGUUCGGCGAGCUGGCUCCCGGCUUUGUUCGCGGGAGUCAUUCGAGCAGCGGACCGAAGCCGGUUCUCGCCGUCUCUUCUUUCGCCGUCUCGCUUCGCCCGCUGCGGGCCGGUCGCGGCGUUUUGACCCGUUGACCGGGCUCGAGCUUCGGGAGGAGGUCGUUUGGGGCUUUGGUCGGGAUUGGAUUCUACCGGAAAUUUGCGCGCCGUUGGGGGUUUUUUGAUGUCGGAGGAUGGGGUCGUCGCAGAAGUGCAUGAAUGUGCUGUGCGAGGAGAAGGGGUCGACCGAGUGGAAGAGAGGUUGGCCCCUCCGAUCUGGUCAACUCGCCACCCUCUGCGAUAAGUGCGGGUCUGCAUUUGAACAGGCCACGUUUUGCGAAGUUUUCCACUCGAAGGACUCUGGAUGGAGGGAGUGCGCUUCCUGUGGCAAGCGCCUGCAUUGCGGAUGCAUUGCUUCGAGGAUGCUGCUGGAGCUGCUCGAUUGUGGCGGGAUCAACUGCGCGACCUGUGCGAAAAGUUCAGGACUUCUGCCUAUCGCAAGUGAUGAGAGGCCUAGUGAGUUUGGCAUGAUUAAUGUUCGUACUGGUGAACUGCAAUCUAGUACCACAGACAACCAUUUCGAUAGCGACGAGGUUGAUAAACUGAAGCUUAUUCGAUUGAGAAGCAGUACAGAUGAUUCUGGCCUGGGGCAGUCGCUUCUGACUCAGUACAAUGACACAAACAGAUCACAUGAACCAACGAACAGGGAAGGAGUUAUCAAUACGCCUUCUGCAUUAGAAAUGGGUGGCUCAUGUUAUCUGCUAUCAAGUAAAGCAUCCAAUGGAGCAACUCAUGCUUCCCAACCAGACAUUUUAAAAGCAAAUAUAGCAGCAAAAGAGUUUGAUGAUCCCCAUGCGCGGACAGACCUCAGCAUGACCAUUGGCGUCCCUUUAGGAAAAUCAUAUCCAUCUUUAAGGGACCACAGUACAACUCCAUCACUAUCACCGCAAGGACCAAAAUCUCGCCAUGUUUUGCAUAAGCCACCUAAGCCGGCCUUUGCAAGUGGAUUUGAGUCAAAUGCCAGUGUUGUUUCACAAAUACGAGUUGCAAGGCCGCCUGCUGAAGGUCGUGGGAGAAAUCAAUUGCUUCCUCGUUAUUGGCCUCGGAUUACUGACCAGGAGUUACAACAAAUAUCUGGAGAUUCAAAUUCCACAAUUGUGCCACUGUUUGAAAAGGUUCUGAGUGCCAGUGAUGCGGGUCGAAUUGGCCGUUUAGUAUUGCCAAAAGCUUGUGCUGAAGCUUAUUUUCCACCCAUUUCUCAACCAGAGGGCCUUCCUCUGCGGAUUCAAGAUGUAAAGGGAAAGGAGUGGGUGUUUCAGUUCAGAUUUUGGCCCAAUAAUAACAGCAGAAUGUACGUGUUGGAGGGUGUAACUCCUUGCAUACAAUCUAUGCAGUUACAAGCUGGAGACACUGUAACUUUUAGCCGCAUGGACCCUGAAGCGAAACUUAUAAUGGGUUUCCGGAAAGCAUCAACCUCUAUGAUGCAGGACAGCCAACUAGCUGCUGUUUCUAACGGUAACCAUUCAAGUGAAGCUUUGAUUUCUGGUGGUUUUGAAAAUGUACCUAUGAUAAGUGGGUAUUCGAGUCUCCUUCAUUCAUUUAAAGGAAGCACAGAUCCCCAACUAAAUGCACUAUCCAAGCACUGGAGUUCAGUUAGUGGUGAUAUAAGUUGGCAAGGCACUGAGAAACAUGGACUCCCUAGGGAUGCCUUCUUGCUUCCCGGAAUGUCGGCCCCAGAGAGGAAAAGAGCACGCAACAUUGGGUCCAAAAGUAAAAGGCUGUUGAUUGACAGUCAAGAUGCUCUUGAGCUGAAAAUGACAUGGGAAGAACUCCAGGAUUUGCUUCGGCCACCGAGUGUUAACCCAAGCAUUGUUACAGUUGAAGACAAACAUAAAUUUUUAUUGCAAUAG
Messenger RNA from Eucalyptus grandis, 2223 nucleotides. Its product is annotated as B3 domain-containing protein Os07g0679700. Bases 508 to 2223 code for a protein of 571 amino acids. Gene Ontology annotation, molecular function: DNA binding. Lineage: Eukaryota; Viridiplantae; Streptophyta; Magnoliopsida; Myrtales; Myrtaceae. The transcript has 8 exons. The record is from RefSeq and is a predicted model, not a curated record.